Messenger RNA from Vespula pensylvanica (western yellowjacket), 2009 nucleotides. Its product is annotated as TOM1-like protein 2. Gene Ontology annotation, molecular function: clathrin binding; ubiquitin binding; phosphatidylinositol binding. The transcript is spliced from 9 exons. Gene Ontology annotation, cellular component: endosome; membrane. The record is from RefSeq and is a predicted model, not a curated record. Bases 86 to 1708 code for a protein of 540 amino acids. Gene Ontology annotation, biological process: signal transduction. NCBI's taxonomy places the organism in Eukaryota, Metazoa, Arthropoda, Insecta, Hymenoptera, Vespidae.
AAGAUUUACACGCGCGCGAUAUAUGUACACUUGAAUCGGGCUAAUAUAAUUUAUAUUUGACACUGUUUCCGAUCAUCGACCAAGCAUGUCAUUUUUUGGAGUCAACGUAAAUCCCUUUUCAACGCCAGUGGGCCAAAAAAUUGAGCAAGCUACGGAUGGUGGUUUGCCUAGUGAAAAUUGGGCACUUAAUAUAGAGAUAUGUGAUAUUAUAAAUGAGACAGAAGAUGGACCUAGAGAUGCUAUUAAAGCAAUUAAGCGUAGGCUUAAUCAAGCUGCUGGCAAAAAUUAUACUAUAGUAAUGUAUACGCUUACUGUAUUAGAAACCUGCGUGAAAAAUUGUGGAAAACGUUUUCAUGCUCUUGCUUGUUCACGAGAAUUCGUACAAGAAUUGGUUAAGUUAAUUGGACCGAAAAAUGAACCACCAACUGCUGUGCAGGAAAAAAUUUUGAAUCUUGUUCAAACAUGGGCAGAUACAUUCUGUCAUCAACCGCAUACUCAAGGAGUUGUACAAGUCUAUCAGGAAUUAAAAGCAAAAGGCAUACUAUUUCCGAUGACUGAUUUGGAUGCAAUGGCACCUAUCAUUACCCCUCAAAGAAGUGUACCUGAAACAGAACAAAUCUCAGGAAAUUUGCCUGUAAAUGAUCAACAUAUUUCCAACUCUACAGUGAUACAACAACAAUCGCAAUUACAAUCAUGUAGUCAGUUAACUCAAUUGAAUGAGCAACAAUUGGCAAAAUUACAAAGUGAACUGGAUGUUGUGCAAGGCAACAUGCGUGUUUUAUCAGAAAUGUUAACAUAUUUGACAGAUCAAACUUCUACUCAACCACCAGAUUCUGCAGAUCUUGAAUUAUUAACAGAAUUGCAUGCAACAUGUAAAGCAAUGCAAGAACGUGUGGUAGAUUUAAUUGGAAAACUAGCUAAUGAUGAGAUGACAGCUGAAUUAUUGCGUAUAAAUGAUGAACUCAAUAACUUGUUCCUGCGUUAUUCAAGAUAUACAAAAAAUAAAGCUGUACCUGCAAGUACUAUAUUAGCUCAAACAAUAGGUCAACCACCAAAUAUUGAUUCGAGUGCAGAGUCAACAAAAAAAGAGGCAGAUUCACUUAUAGAUUUGUCAGAUGAAAUUGAUACUGUACAAAAGCAGGUGGCAGGAAUGGGUAUAUCUGAAACUGAUGAUAAUCUUAGGGUAGAAAAAAAAGAAAAGAAAGGUGGAGAUAAUGAUGAAUUUGAUAUGUUUGCACAGUCCCGCAAUGCGACAUAUGAGACAACAAAAAACAGCGGCAGCAAAUAUGAAGACAAUAUGGAACAGGUGAGCGGAGGAAGUCUAAGUUCAGCAAUUCUCAAUCGUAACAAUCCUAAGUAUACCCACCAAACUGCUUCUACUACUGCUACUACUAUUACUACUACUACUACUACUGCUGCUGCUGCUGCUGCUGCUGCUGUUGCUGCUCCUACUACUACUACUCUCAACCGGGAAUCAGAAUUCAGUGAAAUGGCAGCUUGGCUUAGUCAUACGCCUGCUGUACAAGGUGACCAAGAAUCUUUAACAUCAUCAGAGUUUGAACGUUUUUUAGCAGAGCGAGCAGCUGCUGCUGAAGCUCUUCCUACACUUUCAACUACAACAACUCCAUCAAAUACUUCAAAUUCUGGAAAUCCAAAUAUUCAACGUCAAAUUAAUAAAGAUCAAGAUAAAUCUUUAUUUGCUCUGUAAAUGUUGCUGUCAAAUCUCUUUUAAAGCAGGUGAUAAAAGACAACACAACUCUAUACUAAUUCAAGUCUCAAAUGCCUCUACCUGCAUCUGUUAUAUUAAUGUUCAUAUUAAUUUAAUCAAUUAAAUGCAAAAAAAGAAAUAAGAAAUCAGGAAAGAGAGGCAAAAGCAUUAUGCAUUAAAUUUGCUUUUUUUACGUACUUAACAAGUGUAGUACCACGCAGUAUGUAUUGGAAUAUUUUUGUUAUAGAUUCUUACUUAUAAUGGAUAAGUAAUGAUAAAAUAGAAAUCUAAAGAAAAUGUA